This is a messenger RNA of Phytophthora infestans T30-4, 1044 nucleotides long. RefSeq lists its product as uncharacterized. Bases 1 to 1044 code for a protein of 347 amino acids. The transcript has 2 exons. Lineage: Eukaryota; Oomycota; Peronosporomycetes; Peronosporales; Peronosporaceae. The record is from RefSeq and is a predicted model, not a curated record.
AUGUCGUCAACCUGCGUCCCUCUCAGCCAUGACGAGACUGAGAAACCUCUCGGAGACGCUCAUUCCACAAGCUACAGCACAACCAAGACAUCGAAUCCAUAUCAUCAGUUACUCAACGUCACUCCUUCAAGGGACCGCAAGCGGAAGACAGAGCAACUCUACAAACCAGCCAAGACACAACCAUCAUCUACUGCUGGGUCAACCCCUUCUAGUCCUCAAGAAGAAGCGCCUGUCACGUGCAUCCAGCGCUUCAAACAGAGCAGCACAGUGGAGAAGCUUCAACGAGAGCUUCGUCGCAAGAAACAAGCACGAUACAGGAAGAAACAAACCGACCACAUGAUAAAUCUCGAGAAGGAGAACGAUCAGCUGCAGCAAGAGAUUGAGAGGCUCAAGCGUCGUCGUUUCUCGACAGCAGCGGCUUUACCCCCACGAGAAAACUUGUGGAGUGCAGCUCUCGAGUACUUUCGUCUCUUUCGACAUGGCUUACAAGAACCGAAGAUGAUGGCGGUGCUGUCUGGAGAGGAUAAAGUCCAGUCCUGUGUCCAGGCGGCAUUCUUCCAGUCCACGAUAGCUCCAGACGUCAUAUUCAAUGCCCACCAAGGCAUCGACAAGAUGGUGCAGUACUGGAAUUUCCUGUCGUGCUCGUUCAAGGACAUGGUGGUCGAGCUCAAGUGUCUGACGCAGGAGAAUGAAGACUCGCUGAUCGCUACUUCACUUACCAGCGUCACCAUCAGCGAGCAGACACUGGCUGCAGUUUUCCCUCAUCUGCUCGACGAAGAGUCUCGGGAGCUUGACAAAACGAAAGCUUCACUCUGUCAAGCUCUCCUUGACCAGCGAAUCACCAAGGACGGCUCAAUUCGCUUUGAAUGGGACGCGAUGAAUGGACGAGUGACCAGGGUGACGACGGAGUCGGACAUGUUGUCUCCAAUGCUGCGUCUUCUAGGAAGUGUGGAGAACGUCUCUCGAGUAUUUAGAGAUGCUUUCGUUUCGCUUGAUUUCCAGUGGAGGCCUAGAGCGAGGGAACCCUCUGUAGACAACCAAUAA